Molecule: messenger RNA, 1513 nt
Organism: Drosophila eugracilis
Lineage: Eukaryota; Metazoa; Arthropoda; Insecta; Diptera; Drosophilidae
Gene: BBS4
Product: Bardet-Biedl syndrome 4 protein homolog
Exons: 10
Coding region: 1-1470 (489 amino acids)
Biological process (GO): protein localization to cilium; cilium assembly
Cellular component (GO): ciliary basal body
Molecular function (GO): protein binding
Source: RefSeq, a predicted model, not a curated record
AUGUACGAGCCGGGCACCGAGCAGAUCAACUGCAACGGCAGACUUAUUGAAUUGCCCAGCCUGGAGGUUGUGCGUCCAGCUCCCAAAAUGCCAGCCGAUGCCAACAUUGAUUGGCUGCUCCACAUUUAUUUUACUCGCCGCGAGUUCACGCGCUGCCGCCGUCUCAUCGAACGUGAGCUGAAUCGUCAUUUGAAUCCCGAGUACCUGUACUUUGUCCAGGGACUAAUUGACCGUGAAGAGGGCAACCACAUUGAGGCCCUGCGGCAUUUGCAGAAAUCUGUGGAGCUCAAUCCAAGGAAUAUUGAGACCUAUAAGGAAAUCGGACGAACACUCUACAUAAUGGGUCGCUUUGCCCAGGCUUUGGGUGUGUUUCGUGAGGCGGAACAGCGUAGCAGUCGGCAGGAUCAUGAGAUAUACCAUUACCUGGGUGAAUUGCUCUAUCGUGCGGCCACAACGCAAAGCCAAAAGGAAAUAGCCAACCAGCAGCAGGACGAGGCACGUUCCUACUUUGAAUUGGCCGUGCAAUCUGGCCGGAAACUUGAGAGCUAUGUCCGUUUGGCUGAGCUAUAUCGCAAGGACAAGCAAUACCAAAAGGCCAUCGAUGUGCUGGAAACUUGCCUGCAUUUGACACCUGAGAACUCGGAGGUACUGAUUGAAAUCAGUGUCUUGUAUUUGAAAAUCAAUGAAACCCAAAAGGCACACGAUCGUCUGGCGGAAGUCGUCAGCAUCGAAAGGAAAUGCUCGCCCAAGGGACUUUUGGCCUUUGGCGCCAUUUUGCAGUCCCGCAACGAUGUCGACGGCGCUCUCAGCAAAUACAGCCAAAUCGCAAAUGCUGAGCCGGAAAUUGCCGAGCUGUGGAAUAACAUUGGUUUGUGCUUCUUCAAGAAGCAAAAGUUUAUUGUGGCCAUUUCAUCGCUGCGUAAAUCCGUUUGGCUAUCACCGCUUAAUUACAAUGCCUUGUACAAUCUGAGUUUAAUCUACAUUGCCUCUGAACAAUACGCCAGUGCCUUUCACACGCUGGCCGCAGCCAUAAACCUGCGCAAGGAUAAUGCCGAAUGCUACAUGCUCCUGGGCCUCUGUUUGCGUAAGCUGGACGAUGCGGAGAACGCAUUUGUGGCCCUAGAAAGGGCCAGCAGCAUGGCAACUGGGCAACAGGGUGCUGGAGGACGUAAUCCUUUGGUUUUGCUGAACUUUGCCCUCUUUUGCUACGAAACCGGACGUUUGGCAUUGGCCACCGAACAGUACAACCGUUUCAUGAGCCAGGCCCAGGAUCUUUUGCUGCCCACGGAAUACAAAUUCCAAGCCACCAAGCUGAAAUCCCUUCUCCGCAUCUCGAAUCAGGGCAAUGGAAUCCUGCUGGACUCCGCAGAUUUGGGGGAAUCAUCAUCAGAGUUGGGACAAAAUCGAUCCAGUGAACUGCUGCCAGACGAACUGCCACUGGAGGUAAAUGCUGUUGUUAGUCAAAAUUAAAAGGAGGUUUAUUAUCUCCAAAAUAAAAGCCAAUAAAGUAUUU